Molecule: messenger RNA, 1671 nt
Organism: Dipodomys spectabilis (banner-tailed kangaroo rat)
Lineage: Eukaryota; Metazoa; Chordata; Mammalia; Rodentia; Heteromyidae
Product: zinc finger protein OZF-like
Exons: 3
Biological process (GO): regulation of transcription by RNA polymerase II
Molecular function (GO): RNA polymerase II cis-regulatory region sequence-specific DNA binding; DNA-binding transcription factor activity
Source: RefSeq, a predicted model, not a curated record
UUUGAAUGUAACGUGUGUGGGAAGUAUUUCAUCCAGAAAUCAAAGCUUACUGUUCACCUGAGAACACACACAAAAGAGAAACCUUUUGAAUGUAACAUUUGUGGAAUGUCUUUCUCCUGCAAGGCAUAUCUUACUAGCCACCAGAGAACACACAAAGGAGAGAAAUCUUAUGAAUGUAACAUGUGUGGAAAGUCUUUUACCAAGAAAUCACAGCUUACUUUCCACCACAGAACAUACACAGGAGAGAGACCAUAUGAAUGUAACCUGUGUGGAAAGUGUUUCACCCAGAAAUCAAAUCUUACGGUCCACCAGAGAACACACACAAAAGAGAAACCUUUUGAAUGUAAGAUUUGCGGAAAGUUUUUCACCCACAAGGAAUAUCUUUCUACCCACCAGAGAACACACACAGGAGAGAAAAUUUAUGAAUGUAACUUGUGUGGAAAGUCCUUUACCAGGAAGUCAACCCUCACUGUCCAUCAGAUAAUAGACAUGGGAAAGAAACCUUAUGAAUGUAAUGUGUGUGGAAAGUCUUUCACCAAGAAAUCAAAGCUUACUGUCCACCAGAGAACACACACAAAAGAGAAACCUUUUCAAUGCAACAUUUGUGGAAAGUCUUUCACCUGCAAGGCAUAUCUUACUAGCCACCAGAGAACACACAAAGGAGAGAAACCUUAUGAAUGUAACAUGUGUGGAAAGUCUUUCGCCAGGAUGGCAUACCUUACUGUCCACCAGAGAACACAUACUAGAGAGAAACCUUAUGAAUGUAACAUGUGUGGAAAGUCUUUCACCAAGAAUUCAAAGCUUACUGUCCACCACAGAACACACACAGGAGAGAGACCAUAUGAAUGUAACCUGUGUGGAAAGUGUUUCACCCAGAAAUCAAAUCUUACUGUCCACCAGAGAACACACACAAAAGAGAAACAUUUUGAAUGUAAGAUUUGUGGAAAGUGUUUCACCCACAAGGAAUAUCUUUCUACCCACCAGAGAACACACACAGGAGAGAAAAUUUAUGAAUGUAACUUGUGUGGAAAGUCCUUUACCUGGAAGUCAACCCUCACUGUCCAUCAGAUAACACACACAGGAAAGAAACCUUAUGAAUGUAAUGUGUGUGGAAAGUCUUUCACCAAGAAAUCAAAGCUUACUGUUCACCAGAGAACACACACAAAAGAGUAUCCUUUUGAAUGUAACAUUUGUGUAAAGUCUUUCACCUGCAAGGCAUAUCUUACUAGCCACCAGAGAAUACACACAGGAGAGAAACUUCAUGAAUGUAAUGUGUGUGAAAAAUCUUUCACCCAAAAGGGUAACCUUACUGCCCACCACAGAACACACACAGGAGAGAGACCUUAUGAAUGUAACCUGUGUGGAAAGAGAUGUGGUGCAUCCCUCUUGGCUUCCCCAAUGCCCAGCGAUUCCCAUGGUUGCGAUGAUCCAUCGCCCUGGAGGGCCUGUGAAUUUCACAUCUUAUCCACAGUUCUGGUGGUAGGAGUCCCCCAGUAUGAAAGGCAGGACUGGUCUCAGAGGAGUGACAUGAUCAGUGCAAUGAUAUAUGUUGAUAAUCACAUAGACCUGCUAAAGACACAGUUAAAAAUGAUGUGUCAUGCUAAUUGUCAGUACAUCUGUGUUAUCCCUCUUGAAUAUGAUGGAAAUAUGACUUGUACCAGUAUCCAGUGA